AUGGGGCAUGCAGCUGAAACGAUUUCAGCUGUUCCGGGACGACGUCCGGGAUCUGGUCAACCUCACGGUCGACAGAAUGGACGUCUACCACCUCAUCGGAGCCCUCUUCAUGAAGUUCUGCAUCAUUGUAUUCUGCAAGGGCCGGAUCCAGGCGUCCGCCCCGCCCUUCGUGCUGCACCUUUUCCAACUAUCCAAUGCAUGUGCCUUCCUGUACUUGCUGCUGGCCGUCUGGCUCAGCAUGCACGCUUCGAUUGCAUCUCACAGCUUCGGUGUGAAGAUGCUCACGCGCUUCGUGCGUUUGCCGAUUCCCACGCAGAACCAGAUCUUAACCCUCAAGGCAAACUUGGUCGACUUCGAGCAGCAGGGCGUGGCCAACAUGUUGCGUCUUCCCUUCCAAGACCACAAGGAAAGUGCAGAAGAAAAGAGCAAACAUUGGCACAG
This is a messenger RNA of Symbiodinium necroappetens, 441 nucleotides long. The record is from the annotation of a GenBank genome assembly. NCBI's taxonomy places the organism in Eukaryota, Dinophyceae, Suessiales, Symbiodiniaceae.